AUGUCACCUAUUUCUCUUUCAGCAAAUGGAACACAUAUCUCAAUGAAGAGAGAAUCUCUUGCAGAAGACUAUGCUGAUAAAAAGAAGAAACCUCCACACAAAUUCAUGUUGAAAAUCAAAAGCAGUCCUCUCGUCUUUCCUGCGAUUUCCCUUUCAGCAUACGGAAAGAAGAUUCCGGUGAACAGACACUCUCUUGCAGAAGACAAUGAAAAGAAGAAGCCAAUGAAAGCAACCACUAAUCGUCAACAUCAACCUCUUUCAGCAAAAGGAUCUCAAAACACAGUGAAGAGAAACUCUCUUUCACAAGACCUUGACGAUGAAUACGAGGAGAAUAAGAAAGCAACCACUGGGAACAACAAACAGGUACAGAUCAAGCCAGAAAGAAACAGAAACAAAAUAAAGAUAAUUUUUCUUCUGAAGAGGAAAACAAAGACAGUUAUAGAACAAGGUCAAUCCUCAAAAAUCUUCUGUGGUAUAUGCUUUGAUUCUGUAACAGACUCUAACAUGUUUUCAACUGGCUGCAAUCAUCCCUUUUGUACUAAAUGCAUAUGCAAGUAUGUGAAGAAUCAAAUAACAGAAAAAGUGGUGAAACUGAAUUGUCCUGAUCCAGAAUGUUCCGUACGUUGA
Molecule: messenger RNA, 627 nt
Organism: Medicago truncatula (barrel medic)
Lineage: Eukaryota; Viridiplantae; Streptophyta; Magnoliopsida; Fabales; Fabaceae
Product: E3 ubiquitin-protein ligase RNF14
Exons: 1
Coding region: 1-627 (208 amino acids)
Biological process (GO): protein ubiquitination
Molecular function (GO): ubiquitin-protein transferase activity
Source: RefSeq, a predicted model, not a curated record